AGGGAGGGGAGGAAAAGAUUUUGGUCACGUGGCCACGCAGUCAUUCUGAAAGUAUGCUGGUGGGGGUAUUGCCCACAGAAAUGAAAAAGCCCUUCACAGUGAGCGGCCGUGUCCCUGCAGCGAGCAUCAUUUUCGGAGCUUUAAGUCAACAGGCAACAUCUGGCUGGUGCAUUCAAAACAGGAGGCGAGCGGGUGACGACAGCAAAAAUGUCUAAAGGCGCGGCCUCGCUCACAGUUGAGGGAAGCAGCUCACCUCUUCUUUCCAACGCUUCUGCCAUCACAGACAACUUCACCAUCACGGACACCUCCACCUCCACAGUCCCCCCGUCCUCUGUGUUAGACCAAAUUGCAGCCAGCGACAUAACCUCCAGAGCGAACUAUGUCUACAGUUUGUUUGCAGGACUGGGAUUUGUGGCAGGCUGCUUUCUGCUCUACAGCUUCAUCCAGACAUACAGAGCACACAGACGGCUGGCCUGGCUCGACUGUCUGCUCUGGGCCUUUUGUGGCUUCCAGCUGCUGCUCCUGCUCCUCUCGCUCCACGCUGUGGCCUACAGGCCCGACUAUCUGAAGACCUCAGCGCUGGGCUGCGCUGCUCUCUCCUUCAUCAUCAACACAGCCUCUCUGUGUGGCCUGUUUGUGUUACUGCUCAUGGCCUAUGUGCUAACCCUUGAUCCACCAUCCCACUCCCUGCUGCGGAAGCCUGGGGUCUGUGCGGCUCUGGUGAUCCUGACCUCUGUCCUGAUCGCUCUGAUCCUGGCUGCGAUUCGUGGGCCCAGUGAGGGUCUGCAGGAAACAAAAAACUGUUUCAUGGAUCCAGCCCAAGCUGGUGUUUCGUAUGCAGCAGCUAAGCUGUGCCUAGCUUUUUUGAUUCCCUACACCCUCCAGUUAGGACUUCUGAUAUGCGGCUGUGUCCGGCAGUGGAAGUCUAAAGGACGUUUCCUCUCCGGCUCUGAGGAGGGUCCAGUGUUCCUGACAAUCACUGUGUUAAUGUUUUUCUGCCUGCUGUUCUACAGCGUGGCGCAGGUCAGAGGAGCCCAACUACAGCGAGAGGUGGGGCUGAGCAAUUAUCAGCAAGCGUUUCUGAACGUGGCCGAGUUUGUACUGUUCUCAGGGAGCAGCGUCAGCCUGCUGCUCGUGCUGCUCAUGCACAGGCCGUGUCGAGAGAGUCUCCAGGGAGUUUUUAGGCAGCUGAGGGACUGCUGUCGGAGCCCAGGGCGCACACAGUCCAACAGAAACAUCAUUGCUCCACACAUCGAGAUCACAGACACCCUGCAGGACAUCGAGUCAUAGAGGACAAAAACUCUCCGAUGGGAGACAGGACUUGUCUGAUGCGUCAAAUUAACGACCUCUGAUAUCUGAUGUUUUAGACAUUUUGUUUUAACAUACCUUUUCCAUUUGUUUUUCCCUGAACUGUUUAUAUAUACAUGCAUGUAUUUGUUAAGCUAUUUUUCAAAUGGUGUUUUUUUUUUUAAACAAAAAUAAAUGUUUUACUAUACACCCUCAGACCUGUGAAACAUAUUUGCACAGUGCUUUCAUAUAUUUUACACUCAUAAAACAAGGGUUUCAAAUGCCAUGCAUGGCCAUGUUUAAUCUAAAAACAAACUUUGGCGCCUUUCGGCAUCAAGCCCGAUGAGUUUGUUUUGAGAUGACACGCGACAAUGCCAUGAAAAUAAUGGCAUAAUAAAGGCAUUUUAAUUUUUCUUCUUAAAGAAAAUGCUUUUAAGUAGCUCAAACAAACUCAAUUUGAGAUCAGGAAACGCUCCAACCCAGUCGUUUUCUUUCAAUUUUCUUGAAGUUGUUUUGAAACACCAGCUAUGAAUAAGACAAUUGACUUUUUCUUGGAAAACAUACACGAUUUCACACACAAGCCCAUUUAGACAAAAUGUCUGGAAAAAACCCUGCCAGAAUGCCACAUAGGAAACAUACAGUCUUGGAAAAUAAAAGUCAGAUGCUAAGUUGAGUGCCAAUAUUCUUCAUAUUUUUUUUAUAUUAAUCUGUUAAAGAACAAAGGAAACCGACCAGUAACUUUCCACCCUUUCCCAAAAAACCAACACCAGUUCUAGGAAUAACUGACCUGCAUUGUAUCAGUGCCAGCAUAGUGAGGCACAAAACCAAGGACAAGUAGGAACAUUAAUACAGGAGCUCAGUUGCAUAAGUUGGCAUCAUGUGAAAUGUCAGACCCGGAUUCUCAGUGAGUGAAAAUCACAGCAGCAAUACUUUAAGUCAAAGAUCUAACAUACAUUUCUUUUUCAUAACAAAGUCAGAAAAUCAUGCCUGUAAAUUGCACCAGUGAACUGAAACAAACAGCAGAGGGAGUUGAAACAAAAUGAGAGCCUAUGCCCAACUGUCCUUCAUCUUGUUUAGUGUAAAUAUGCUCUUGGUGUUGUUGUGCGAUACACCGCGACACUUGGCCAGAUUUACUCUGACAUCUGCUUUCAUAGUUACCACCAACGGACAGAGACAAUUUGACAGACUACAUGCAGUGCUAGGAAACCUAGACCAGAGUGGGCACCAACUCCACUACAUGUCCGCGAAGACCAGGAAGAGGGAACCGAUGGCACAACACACUCCGCAGGGGCUAAAAAACCUCGGAAAACGAAGGACUAUGAAAACUUAACGGUUAGCCACCACUAACACCAGCUCAACACAGAAGUGUAAUUUGGACAUGACAAUGUACGUGAGCUACAGCAUCAUCACCGAGUAUAACUUCACUGUAAACCUAAAUGACACACAGGCAGUCGUCUCGGAUUUCUUGCAGACAGCUUCAGAGAAUCAUCAGCGUUUCAUUAUCAGCCUCGUCCUUUCCAGCCUCUACACUGUAUUUCUCUUCCCUGUCGGCUUCAUUGGCAACAUCCUCAUCUUAGUAGUCAACCUGCAACACAGGGGCCGCUUGACGGCCCCAGACCUCUACUUUAUGAACCUGGCCGUGGCCGACCUCAUCCUUGUGGCAGACUCUCUGAUCGAGGUGUUCAACCUGAAGCAGGGCUACUACAACAAGGCCGGCCUCUGCACCUUCAUGAACCUGUUCCAGCAGGUCAACAUGUACAGCAGUGUCUUCUUCUUAACGUGGAUGAGCUUCGAUCGGUUUAUUGCACUGACCAGCACCGUGGGUCGCAGCAUGGCGCACGCACGCCUCAGUUGCUGCCUCAUCUGGGUGUCCUCGUCCUUGCUCACCCUGCUUCCUUUUGUUAUAGCUCAAGCUCAGCACGCUGGAGAACUCACAUUCUGCUUUGCCAACGUGACCCAGAUCCAGUGGCUGGAGGUGAUGCUGGGUUUCCUGCUGCCGUUCUGCAUCCUGGGCCUGUGCUACUGGAAAAUAGCACGGGUGCUCCAGCGCAGCCAGCGGGAACAAGGGGUCAGACUGUGGAGGCCUCGCAGGCAGAAAGCCCUGCGGAUGAUCUCGGCAGCUGUGCUGGUAUUCUUCCUCUGCUGGCUCCCUGAGAAUGUGUUUGUAAGUGUCCACCUCCUGAGAGGUGACACGGACGGGGACACCCUGUGGCAGCACUACCCGUUGACAGGUCACGCUGUCAGGCUGGCAGCCUUCUCUAACAGCUGCCUGAACCCACUCAUCUACAGCUUCCUUGGGGAGACCUUCCAGGAUAAAAUGAUGCUUUUUCUCCAGCAGAGGAGCAGAUGGGCCAAGCUGCAAAGGUCAGCCACAGAAAAAUCCAUCUUUGUGCCAGCCACAGACAUCUGCAACCAUGCGACAGACGACGCCUGUAUUUCAUUAUAGAGAUUCAUUUGUGAUUUUGUCUGCAUUGUUAAAUUACUCAUAGGCGUUUUGUUUUUAAAAUAACAUUCCGUCAGUGUUCAUUGUUCAACAGAUUUUUUACCAGGAGCUGAAUUUUCCACAGAUGUCUCCUCCUCUAAACAGCACACAGACCAGAUAAUUAAAACCCAUAAAAACACUGGAUAAAGCGGUUUCACCAUUAAAAUCUUGGUUCCUUUGUUACACUGUGACUGUGACUUGGAAUAGUUAGGACGUAGUCGGCUGGAAAGAAAACAUGUCCGGCCAUUGUUUAUGGAAACUCUAAGAUUUUACAGAAUCAGAUAAGGAGGCGUAAUUCAUUUAUUUUACACGAUGUAUUGUCAAAUGAAAAAUGUGAUUUCUGAUUUAACUUUGGACAAUUUUUUCGCUUGAAUGAAAAUGAAAAUAAACAGUUUUAUGCACUGAA
Molecule: messenger RNA, 4175 nt
Organism: Scophthalmus maximus (turbot)
Lineage: Eukaryota; Metazoa; Chordata; Actinopteri; Pleuronectiformes; Scophthalmidae
Product: G-protein coupled estrogen receptor 1
Exons: 3
Coding region: 2666-3733 (355 amino acids)
Biological process (GO): G protein-coupled receptor signaling pathway; cellular response to estradiol stimulus
Cellular component (GO): membrane
Molecular function (GO): nuclear estrogen receptor activity; G protein-coupled receptor activity
Source: RefSeq, a predicted model, not a curated record